This is a messenger RNA of Aureobasidium namibiae CBS 147.97, 1914 nucleotides long. RefSeq lists its product as uncharacterized. Lineage: Eukaryota; Fungi; Ascomycota; Dothideomycetes; Dothideales; Saccotheciaceae. The transcript has a single exon. Bases 1 to 1914 code for a protein of 637 amino acids. The record is from RefSeq and is a predicted model, not a curated record.
AUGCCGCCCCGGCACCGCGAGAUUCUCGACUCGGAAGAUGAGGAUGAUCUUGUUGUAGCUGCUCCUACCUUGGUGGCGACCAGACCAAGCGGGGAAGACGCGCCUGUCGACACGGAUGUAGAUCAAUCUACUGCUUCUACCGAAGAGCUUCUGCGACGAGCACAAGUCGCUUUGAUGGCGCCCACUCAAGAGGAUGCUCCCGUUGUCAACUUCUCUGACCUUGCUGCCACCUCAGUCGACACCUCACCUUCAAGCACACACAAGAAGCGUCCACUGGAAGAUACACAUCCUCAGUCUCGUUCGUCUGGGAAGCUGAAGCGCAUCAAGAUUGUUUCCAAACCCGCCUCUCAAUAUGAAUCCAGCGAUUCCGUCAACCCGCCUCCCAUCUUGCCUUUUGAUGGUACAAACGACACCAUCCCUGGCCCCACCUUGCCAUCUGCAGCUGGUUUCGACAACGAACAACAGACACCGAAGCCUCGACAGCGCAACUCGUCCCAGCAGCACACAUCUUCAGCCAAUUCGUUGAAUAAUCUGACUCCGUGGUCGGGAACUGCGCUUGGAAGCAGCGAUAGAAUCAAUUCCGAUGAUGCCAUCGGCCUACCCAAGGAACUAUAUGUCCCUAGACCAAGCCGCUCAAGGUCUGCACAGGUCGACACGAGUAGCAUUGACUACGCAAUGGUCGUCGAGAAAGCCGCAAAGAAGGCUCGACCGAGGCGCUCCAUUACAGACUCUGCCGAGCAUGCCACUUCUGCAUCCAUGUUUUCAGAACAUCCUAUUGACAAGGCUCCCGAGUUCGAGAGACUGUCCCCCGACCCCGAAGCACCUCCUAAAAUCUCGACGCACCCUGUAUCGACCGUCUCCGAGUCUGUUCAAGCUCUCUCCUCGUCAAUCAAGUCGACCAAGUCAAACAAGAAAGCCCCUGCGAAACAACCCGCCAAACGUGGACGCCCCAAGAAGAAAGUCGUCGAAGAUGAGGAGGACGAGCUGGCUCAUGAAGAUGAUACUGCGACCACAAACUCCAAAAUACCGGCAUCAGCGUCCAAGCCAGAGGUCCAGGUCGUCAUAGAGCCAAGACCUGACUUGGUAGCCACUGUGCUCGCUCAGCUUAGACAGCACAAAUCGAGAGAACCGACUCCAAAGCCACUCGAGGAUCGAUCGCCGAAGGAUGAUAUGCCUGCACCAUCUCAAGGAAACGGCGAUAAUUCAGUGAAGGCCGAGCCUGUGGCUGAAGCAGAUGAUGAGUCUGAGGAUGAGAUCAUAAUACCUAGGAGUACUGCAAGGACCAAGGCCAACGCCAAAUCCAGACAUAAAGCAAAAUCGAAGACUCCCGAGCCAGUCUACAAGGAAGAUGAUGAGUCAGAGCACGAGAUCUAUGACGAAUAUUCACAGAAUGUUGUGAAACCAAAGGCAAAGAGCAAGGCGAAGCCCAAGGCCAAACCAAAAGCAAAGGGAAAGGCAGCGACGGCUGUUGUUGUGCCGGAUCCACCUUCGGAUCACGAGGAAGACGACCAAGAGCCGCAUGCAGCAGAUGAUGAUGGCGAAUCAGAAGCUGGUCACAUCUCCGAAGCUGAAGAAGAGUCGGAAGAAGAAUCUCCAAAGCCAAAACUAAAGGCGAAAGCAAAGGCAAAGCCAAAACCUGAGCCCAAAUCUAAAGUAACUGCCAAAAGCAAAGCGUCAACUCCGAAACCUGAGCCUGUGGCAUCUAAGUCAUCUCCUCCGGCGCCUGAGAUGGAAACCCCGAAACCUGCCGCUGUUGAGGUUUCCGUUCCAGACGCAGUCGUCACACCUAAGGUCGUCACUAUGAAGAAAGAUGCAAAGUCGUCUGCAAAACCUAGCUGGCAGCAAUCGACGUAUCGUGUGGGCUUGAGCAAGACGCAGCGGAUUCCCUCUUUACUCAAGGUCUUCAAGAGAUAA